Adineta steineri is the source of this 438-nucleotide messenger RNA. Lineage: Eukaryota; Metazoa; Rotifera; Eurotatoria; Adinetida; Adinetidae. The record is from the annotation of a GenBank genome assembly.
AUGACAGCAACAGUAACAGUUGAUCAGCAAAAACAAUGUCGACAAGAUGCAGAAGCUGUAGAAAAUUUUGCUAAACGAUAUUAUGAUAUAUUUGAUACACGAAGACAUGAUAUUUCAAAAUUUUAUCAAGUAGAAGCAAAAUUAAUUUGGAAUGGAAAUGAAUUAGCUGGACGAGAAGCAAUUGCGAAACAUCUUAUAGCAUUACCAUCGACAGAAAAUACGAUUUAUUCAUUAGAUUUUUUUCCAAUGAAAGAUCUAUUCCCAGAUGAAACAACAACUUAUCAAGUAUUUGUUAGUGGUGCAGUUGCAUAUGGUAAAACAGAUAAAACAAGAAAUGCAAAAGAUAAAAAACUUUUUUCACAUAUUUUUGUGUUAACUGUUGAUGUUGCUUCAUCGAUAUGGGUCAUUGCUAAUGAAUGUUUUCGUUUUCAUGAAUAA